AGUUUUCCAGAUUGUAAACGUAGCGACGCGAUUUCUAGUGUGAAUUUGAGAAGGACUCUCUACAAUAUUCCAUCUGUAUGCAAUACAUCUUGCUCGUCUUCAUGAAGGGGAGUGUGUUUGGAAAGCUGUUGCGUGGCGCGGUGUAAAACUGACACUGACACAUCAUCAUGAAGCACAAGUAGCCGUACGAGCUCCACAGGCCGGGAAUUAUGCUCUUUGCAACGUUUCUAGUUUUACUUACAUUCUGUGUGUCAUGUUUUUGCGGGUUAGAUAUAUUUAGAAAGCCAUUAGAUGACUUGGAAAAGAAGUAUGGCUACUUUCCCGACGAUCUCCGCCUUCAGCUACGUGAGGAGGCGAGAGAAAUGUUUUACUUUGGGUACAAUAAUUACAUGAAACAUGCCUUUCCGUUGGAUGAACUAAAUCCCAUUAUGUGCUCAGGCCGUGGCCCAGACUAUGCCAAUCCGUCCAAUAUUAAUAUCAACGACAUACUAGGCGACUACAGUUUGACAUUAGUUGAUUCACUGGACACUUUAGCUGUCCUUGGAAAUGCUUCUGAAUUUCAAUUGGCUGUGGAACGAGUCAUAAAAAAUGUUUCAUUUGAUAAAGAUAAUGUUGUUCAAGUGUUUGAAGCAAACAUUAGGGUACUAGGAGCUCUUUUGUCAGCUCAUUUAUUAAUGACAGAUUCCAGUCAACCGCUGGGACCAUUGAAACCUUCGUGGUAUAAUGACGAAUUACUGCAUCUUGCGCGAGACCUUGCCAACCGACUGCUUCCUGCAUUCACUGAGAGUGCUACUGGCAUUCCAUACCCCAGAGUAAAUCUGCGUCAUGGACGACGUUCCGUGUUGAGCUCUGCAGCACAAUCGGUUGAAACUUGCACAGCUGGUGCUGGAUCAUUGGUUUUAGAAUUUGGAUUACUGAGUCGACUACUGAAGGAUCCUACGUAUGAGGAACUUGCGAGGAAAGCCAGCCGAACCCUAUGGAAUCUACGCUCAAAAACUACUGGACUACUGGGAAAUGUUAUUAAUGCUGAAUCUGGGCAAUGGGUUGGCCGUUUAAGUGGCUUAGGUGCUGGUCUUGAUUCAUUUUACGAAUAUCUCUUGAAAGCCUACAUUAUGUUUGGUGAGCAGGAUGAUUAUAAAAUGUUUUCUGAAUCAUAUGCCAGUAUUAAACAAUAUAUGCGAAGAGGACGCCCCCACUGCAACAAAGGAGAAGGUGAUCAUCCUUUGUAUGUCAAUGUUGACAUGCAAAGCGGAGAUGUCCAUACAUCAUGGAUUGAUAGUCUCCAAGCAGCCUUUAGUGGCAUACAAGUUCUUCACGGAGACGUUGAGGAAGCAAUUUGCUCACAUGCACUGUACUAUUUCAUCUGGAAGUAUUAUGGAGUUCUACCUGAACGCUGGAAUUGGCAACAACUUUCAGCUGAUGUGGCAUUCUACCCUCUCCGUCCAGAGCUCAUAGAGUCUACAUACCUUCUAUACCAGGCUACAAAAAAUCCAUUUUACCUUCAUGUUGGGAAAGAUAUUCUCAGAAGCUUGAACAGUCUUACAAGAACUACAUGUGGUUAUGCAACAAUUCAUAGUGUUUUAGAUCAUAGUCUUGAGGAUCGAAUGGAAAGUUUUUUUCUUAGUGAAACCUGUAAAUAUUUAUUUCUGCUCUUUGAUGCUGAUAAUUUUGUCAAUAAGAAUCAGGGGCGGUAUAUCUUCAGCACAGAAGGACACCUACUCCCAUUGCUUUCUCAGUUCAGAGAUAAUGAUAUUAGAAAGGCAGCCUCACCAAAAAUGAAUACUUUUGCAAACACGUCAACACCUAGAUGUGAAGCAGUUGAUGCGGAGAGAACGUUCUUUCUACCGCUGAAGUCUAAGUACCUGGAUCAGAUAAGUAGGCAAUUAGGGGUCAUCAUCAGCAACUACUCCUAGUAAGAUGGAACAUUGAAACUACCUGGCAUUAAAAAUCUUGCAACAAAGAAGCCAUUUGUUUGCCAAGAAGAGUUAAUUUCUUGUUUUGGUAGUUUAUCUUGUCAUAAAUUUCUAUAACACUUUAAAUAAAUUUUAUUACUUGUUAAUUAUUUGUAAGAAGAACAUUUGUGUUAAGAAAAAGGGGCAAAUCGAAUCAUCUAGAGCUAUCAUUUUAUCUGUUGAUAAAAUCUUCAUUAUAGUAGCAUAUGACUUUUUGCUGUGAUUUAAACUUCCAUUUAAGAAGACUGCCAAUUUUACUUACUGUACAAAUGAAUGGACUAAGAUAAGUGUUGAUCCUCCUGCUGUGUUUUAUGAGCUUUUUUCCCCUUCUUUAGUUCACAAUUUGUGCACUUGAGAAUGUGUGCAACUAAUUGAACUUAGCUGUGAAUAAAUAUAACAGAAGUACAGUAUUUGUUGUACUUUGAGCUCAUGAGUAAUCCAAGUGCCUUCCACAAGAUGUGAUGUGAUGUUCAUUAUUGUCUAGUAAUGUAAGGGUCAAACAUUCCAUUUUGUUUGCUCUAGUUUUUAAGUUUAUGUGAACUUUGAAAUGCCUUUGCCAUGCAUUGGAGUUGUAAACAAUAUUUUUGGAAAUGCAAUACAAUUUAAACAUUUUGUCAAUUUUUCUGUAAGAAUUGUGGACUUAAUCUUCAUAUUGGGCCGACUUUAUUGUACAUUAUUGUACAAUGUGUUUAACUUAAGAAAAUGUCUCUGAUAUUGACCAAGAAGCUUUACUACUAGGCAUUUUACUCCAUACGUUUAAUGAAGAGUUUGUUCCAUAAUCAUUAAUAGUCAAAAUUCAUUGCAUUCUUAAAUUGUCAUGAAGUUUACCAAAGGCUGUCAGAUUUGCUAGUGUAUCUACUUUACCUAGUUUUUUGCUGCAUUGUUUGCAGAAAGAAAAGACAAUUGUUUUUCCUCACUUGGUAGGAAUGAGUGCUAUUUUUAUAUGUAACAUUUUUGAACUUUCUAUUGUGAGUUCUUGUAAAAAAUAUAUUGUAUUGCUCUGAUGUUUUUGUUAUUUUUGUGCUUCAUUUUAAAAUGGUAUUGAUUUUUACCUUCUUUUUUCAAAGACAGAAUGCCUUGCAAUAACACUAGUUAAGAAAUCCUGAAUUAAGUGGGGACCAAGAUUAAUUCAGUAGUUUUUAAUUUAAAACUUGAAAUAGUUUUGGCUGGAAGCAUAGGGCUUAAAAGGUACAGCGCCGGGCAAUGUGUGAACUUAAUACAUCUGUUACAGAACUGUGUUAGAAUGAAGUUGCACCUUUUAAUGAUUCUAGUUUGGUCCAAGGUUGUGAUAAUAAAUGAUGCAUUAAAACAA
Frankliniella occidentalis (western flower thrips) is the source of this 3264-nucleotide messenger RNA. Its product is annotated as ER degradation-enhancing alpha-mannosidase-like protein 1. NCBI's taxonomy places the organism in Eukaryota, Metazoa, Arthropoda, Insecta, Thysanoptera, Thripidae. Gene Ontology annotation, cellular component: endoplasmic reticulum; membrane. The coding region runs from base 210 to 1913 and encodes 567 amino acids. Gene Ontology annotation, molecular function: calcium ion binding; mannosyl-oligosaccharide 1,2-alpha-mannosidase activity. The transcript is spliced from 8 exons. Gene Ontology annotation, biological process: endoplasmic reticulum mannose trimming; mannose trimming involved in glycoprotein ERAD pathway; carbohydrate metabolic process. The record is from RefSeq and is a predicted model, not a curated record.